AAGCUCGCGUCAGAGAUGGACACUAGUAAAGAGAAAAUAGGUCCCAUUUUACAGUUCUUCUUUGAUAAAGGUGAAAACGCAUGCCAGGCGGCUGAAAAUGUGAAUAGUGUUUAUGGUCCUGAUACUGUAAUAGCUCCAAUAAUUAAGAACGUCAAAUAUGCACCAAAAUGAAAACCAAUUAACGAAAAUGUCAACAAAAUCAUGAAAAUUGCCGAGUGCGUGUAUAUAAGCACUGUUUCGAUUGCCCAAGAGCUAAGGUUUGCACAAAAAUCCUUAGAUGCUGGAUACAAAAAGAAGCCUAAUGUAUGAGUGCCACACAAGUUAGCGCAAAAAAAUCUCAUGGGCCAAAUUACCAUCUGCGAACCGCUGCUGCAUUGCAACAAAACCGACCCAUAAUUGUAGCAGUUGGUGACUGGUGAUAAAAAGUAGAUCCCUUACGACAACCGUCAAGCGAAAACAUUUGUGGUCGAAUCGCGAUAA
Molecule: messenger RNA, 480 nt
Organism: Teleopsis dalmanni
Lineage: Eukaryota; Metazoa; Arthropoda; Insecta; Diptera; Diopsidae
Source: RefSeq, a predicted model, not a curated record